Cyprinodon variegatus (sheepshead minnow) is the source of this 1186-nucleotide messenger RNA. Its product is annotated as visinin-like protein 1. The record is from RefSeq and is a predicted model, not a curated record. The transcript has 3 exons. Lineage: Eukaryota; Metazoa; Chordata; Actinopteri; Cyprinodontiformes; Cyprinodontidae. Bases 4 to 606 code for a protein of 200 amino acids. Gene Ontology annotation, molecular function: calcium ion binding.
UUAAUGAUUUGUUUCUUCACCAGAGGAAUCAUGGGAAAGCAAAACAGCAAGCUGACUCCUGAGGUGAUGGAGGAUCUGGUGAAGAACACAGAGUUUAAUGAACACGAGCUGAAACAGUGGUACAAAGGCUUCCUGAAAGACUGCCCCAGCGGCCGGCUGAAUCUGGAUGAGUUCCAGCAGCUUUAUGUCAAGUUCUUCCCAUAUGGCGACGCGUCGAAGUUUGCAGAACAUGCCUUCAGGACCUUUGACAAAAACGGAGAUGGAACCAUCGAUUUCCGAGAGUUCAUCUGCGCCCUGUCCAUCACCUCCCGCGGCAGCUUUGAGCAGAAACUCAACUGGGCGUUCAACAUGUAUGACCUGGACGGCGACGGCAAAAUCACCAGAGUGGAGAUGCUGGAGAUAAUCGAGGCCAUCUACAAAAUGGUGGGCACGGUGAUCAUGAUGAAGAUGAACGAGGACGGCCUGACACCGGAGCAGAGGGUAGACAAGAUCUUCAGCAAAAUGGAUAAGAACAACGACGACCAGAUCACGCUGGAGGAGUUCAAGGAGGCGGCGAAGAGCGACCCGUCCAUCGUGCUCCUGCUGCAGUGUGACAUGCAGAAGUGAAGCGGCCUCGGCCCCCCCUUUCCCCCCCUCCCUGCUUGCACCUCUUUCUCUCUACCCCCCCGUCUCACCCCCCCACUCUGGACAGCAGCACACACGUUUUAAUGUCUCAUUAAGGUUCUCUGCCAUUUCCACGAAGGGGGGAAGAAAAAAAACCCAACAUAACGUAAAAGAAAAAGAAAAUGCUUGGACUAUUUUUCAAUGGACUCGCUUCUUGUGGUCGUAUGCAUGAGAAUGUCAAAUGCAGAAUAAUUUUGAAAAAUAGCUAUAAGAUAUCACAGAUGUUUAUUUCCAGACCUGCCAAUGUGAUUCGUGCACAGUGACCCUGUACAUUCUCAUCCAACCUUUAGCUUGUAUAUCAGUGGAGCACUACAUUCGGGUUUGUUUCUGCAGUAUUUAGACCCCCUACUCCCCCCCUUCCCUCCAGUGUUCACUGCUACAACUACUGUAUGCUUUACAUAAUAGUAACAAAACAAUAAUUCCUAUGAUAAUUGUAACUGUCUCUAAUAUCCAGACUUGAUGAGCUCUUGGAGAAUAGAAAAGGCUCCUGUCUGUUCCAGAUGUUCUCACUCAGUGGAACCAA